AACAAAAGUAGGCAAACAAAAAUACAAUAGAAGCUAGAAGCAAGCAAGUUAUAAUAACCGAAAACCAAAGAAUACCAAACCAAACCCAACACAAUACAAUAUCUUUUCUUUUAAUUUGAUCGAAAAAUCAAAUCCAGAACUCCCAAACAAUCCCUUUCCUUCUCCCCCAAUCUUCAUUUUCUCAUUCAAAGCAAAGCAUCUUUCUCUUCUCUUCUCUUCUCUUAUUUUCUUCCACUGUAUAUAUCACACACACAACACCAUGUUCCUCUUCAAUUCCCUUCCAACACAAACACAAACGUGCUUUUUAUUUCUCUCAUUUAUUAUUAUAAUUUUAAUAAUCGGUUUACAAACAUGUCCAAACAAACCCAAACACAAAACAAAGAACCCGGUUCAGUAGGACCUAAUUCCCAACCCUUGAGUAAUUUCAACUACUCGAACCGGGUUCAAUUAAAGUCACUUUUUCUAGACCGAACCGACGGUUGGGCGGAGCUUAUAGGACAGAGAGUAGUGGUCGGCGGAUGGGUGAAGUCGUCGAAAGAAGUUGAGAAGUCAUCGCCUCCUCCUCCACCGCCGUCAGUGACGACGGAAUAUGAAACGCAGGCGAAAGACGUGUCGUGUGUGGAGAUUCUUCAAUCUCGGAUUCCUUUGAUUCGUAAUAUAAUGGAAGUAUUGGGAGGAAGCAGUUCCGUUUAUCGCAAGAAAUUACGUGACACUCCAAUUGCUAAACAUCUUCCUCCUCCACCUCCCAAAUCUUCCACCGUUUAUCUGCUUCUCACCGACGGUUCCUGCGUUGCCACGCUUCAGGUUGUGGUUGAUUCCUCAGUAGCUACACCUAGCUGUCUUUUGCCAACCGGAACUUGUAUAUUAGUGGAAGGUCGUCUAGAACGACCAUCAACAGAAGGGAAGCAUGUUAUUCAGUUACAGGCUGAAAAAGUUCUUCACAUUGGAACAGUAGACAUUGCCAAGUAUCCAUUAUCAAAGAAACGAGUUCCACUGGAUAUGUUAAGAGAUUACUCGCAUUUUCGACCUCGAACAACUACGGUGGCAACUGUCAUGCGAGUUCGCAGUGCUCUAUCUUUUGCAACCCACUCAUUUUUCAAGGAUCAUGCAUUUUUUGAUGUGCAAGUGCCAACAAUAACGACCACAGACUGCGAAGGAUUUAGCAACAUGUUCCAGGUUACUACUACCCUGAAUCAGAAAGCAGACAAGGAGAGGCUGAGUACCAUUUAUGAGACUGAUGGUGUUAGACUCGAAAUUGUGAAGGAAGCUGCCGUAGAGAAAAGCAAACUGGUUGAAACUUUAAAAAGAAGCGAAAGCAAUAGGGAAGCGCUGGCUGCAGCAAUUCAUGAUCUGCAGAAAACUAAUGAACUGGCAUCGCAAUUGGAAGUAAGAGAAAAGAAAAAAUUAGGAACUGCAUUGAUUAAGGAUGACAAAGGAGACUCUUCCAAAGAUUUUUUCUCUUCCAAAACUUAUUUGACUGUCUCUGGUCGCUUACAUCUUGAGAGUUAUGCAUCUGCUCUUGGAAAUGUGUACUCGUUUGGACCUAGAUUUCAAGCAGAUAAAACAGACUCUGCUAAACAAGCUGCAGAAAUGUGGAUGGUUGAGGUUGAAAUGGCUUUUGCUGAAUUAAUGGAUUCCAUGAACUGUGCUAAUGACUUGUUCAAGUACCUCUGUAAGUGGGUUUUGGAAAAUUGCUCUGAAGAUAUGAAGUUUGUUGGAAAAAGAAUUGACAACACUUGCAUCGAUCGUCUUCGGCAGAUUAUAUCAGUUUCCCCUGAAAUAAUUUCCUAUAACGAAGCUUUAGAUGUUCUCAGAAAGGCUGAAGAUAAGAAAUCUGAAACAAAAUUUGGAUCGAACGUUAGACUCACUUCAGAUCACCUAAGCUAUCUAGCUGAUGCCAUCUACAGGAAGCCAGUUAUCAUACACAGUUAUCCACAAGACGCCAAGCCAUUCUACGUUCGCGUUAAUGAUGAUAAAACUGUAGCUGCAUUUGAUCUUGUUGUCCCAAAGGUGGGAACAAUAAUUUCUGGUGGCCAAAAUGAGGAGCGUCUUACAGUGAUAAGCUCAAGGGUUUCUAUGUUGAAUUUGCCACGAGAGAAGUAUGAAUGGUACUUGGAUCUUCGUCGAAAUGGAACGGUCAAGCACUCGGGGUUCACUCUAAGGUUUGACCUUAUGGUCCUUUUUAUAACCGGCCUUAGCAAUGUUAGGGAUGUGAUCCCUUUUCCAAGAAGCUAUGACAAGGCCAACAACUAAUUACAUUUUGGUUAAGAUUCGAGUUGUGCAUUCAAACUUCAAAUCGUAAUGGCAGCAGGAAAACAAGGCACUAAUUCUGUAUCAUUGUGUAACAUAACCAUAUUAAUUGAUUACAUGCCUAUAAAAAAAUUGAUUGCACGUAUGCCCAAUGUAUAUAAGGAAACUUAUGAUUGUAAUUAAAUUCAUACAAAGUCUUGUCAAGUUCUUUCUAGUUCAAGUUGAUGUCAGCGUUAAAUUUCGAUUGAGUAUUCAUGUUUCUACUUCAAACAAUACUACAUAUUGAAGUUGGAGCAGACAAUGAAUUUAGAGGAAUCUUACUUAUAUAGACACUAAAAGUUUCGGAAGCUCCUUCCAAUAUAAAUUAUAGAUUC
This is a messenger RNA of Cicer arietinum (chickpea), 2624 nucleotides long. RefSeq names its product asparagine--tRNA ligase, cytoplasmic 2. Gene Ontology annotation, biological process: asparaginyl-tRNA aminoacylation. Lineage: Eukaryota; Viridiplantae; Streptophyta; Magnoliopsida; Fabales; Fabaceae. Gene Ontology annotation, cellular component: mitochondrion. The record is from RefSeq and is a predicted model, not a curated record. Gene Ontology annotation, molecular function: ATP binding; asparagine-tRNA ligase activity.